AUGCUCUCCCUUCCGCCAUCUCUUACCGUUCCGCCAUGGCCCUUCUUUCCUCCGACAGCCGCGACACCGCGCAAGGAGCGGGCGCGGCAUGGCGCCACGGAGGAUCUGAUUCUGCGCAGCGUCGUGCGGCCGAUGCAGGCCAUCGCGGAGAACAGGAAGGUGGCAGCGGAGGCACACAUGGAGCGCAGUGAGAGCAGGGAAGCGGGCCUGUGUGCGGCUGUUGUACACCUGCAGGCACAGCGGCUGUACAUCGGCGUGAAGAGCAAGUACGGAACAAGUAACCCUCUCUCCCUCCCCUACUCUCCCCUUCCCUUCCACCCUUUCUCUCCCCUACUCUCCCCUUCCCUUCCACCCUUUCCCUCCCCUACUCUCCCCUUCCCUUCCACCCUUUCCCUCCCCUACUCUCCACUUCCCUUCCACCCUUUCCCUCCCCUACUCUCCCCUUCCCUUCCACCCUUUCCCUCCCCUAAUCUCCCCUUCCCUUCCACCCUCUCCCUCCCCUACUCCUCUCUCAUCCACCCUCUCCCUCUCCCCUCCUGUGCUCCCUGA
Molecule: messenger RNA, 549 nt
Organism: Closterium sp. NIES-65
Lineage: Eukaryota; Viridiplantae; Streptophyta; Zygnematophyceae; Desmidiales; Closteriaceae
Source: the annotation of a GenBank genome assembly